This is a messenger RNA of Nematostella vectensis (starlet sea anemone), 2034 nucleotides long. Its product is annotated as T-box transcription factor TBX15. The record is from RefSeq and is a predicted model, not a curated record. Gene Ontology annotation, biological process: positive regulation of DNA-templated transcription; cell fate specification; regulation of transcription by RNA polymerase II. Bases 285 to 1361 code for a protein of 358 amino acids. Gene Ontology annotation, cellular component: nucleus. Gene Ontology annotation, molecular function: DNA-binding transcription factor activity, RNA polymerase II-specific; RNA polymerase II cis-regulatory region sequence-specific DNA binding. The transcript is spliced from 5 exons. NCBI's taxonomy places the organism in Eukaryota, Metazoa, Cnidaria, Anthozoa, Actiniaria, Edwardsiidae.
UUCCGACACCUUUGGCGCUAAACGCGCGCUGUACAAACUACCUUCUCAUUAGCAUUGUUGUGUGCGGGAUCGACCAAUGAAUGCGCUCGUUAUUCUUUGAGUUUAUAGUUUUUUUUCAGGCAGCACUUGUUAAGUAAACAGAGGGAAAGGUGAGAGUUCUGUGCCGGCGACACGCGACCGAACUCAUUCGCUAAUUAGCAGUCUUAGCGAGAACAACCGAGUCAUCGUCACUAGAGUUCGAAGUAUAUACUUAGCACCAUCACACUUGGGGGACAUCUUGAUUUAUGGUCUUCACAACCAUGAACCAGAGGCAAGAAAGCGCAGAGAUGCUACUGUCAUCAAAAGCCGCUGCCUUUUCCAUCGCAAACCUCCUGACGGACAGCGCCAACAAAGUUGACAGAACUUCGCGAAUUUACUGGAGAAAAGAGCAGAGCAAGAACGAAGGGAAAGACCUCGUAAAACUAAGUGACCGUCCUUACAAAGAUCUCAUCGCGUUAGACUCAUGUACUUCGUAUCUCUCAAGAAAACAUCCCACUCAGGAACUACAAACAGGUUACUCGAUCAAGAAGAUCCUAGAAAAAUCUGAAUCUCCAGUUAAGAGAACAGAAUCUGAACUUGGCCCAUUACAACAGUUCGCGGCUUGUUGCGACCUUGUCCGCAAUAUGGACGUGCUACGCGGUGAACUCGCGUACAAGGGAGACCCUAGACUUGUCACUGCACCCAGGGAAGUACAAGUGGCCCUGCAGCAGAGCGAGCUGUGGUGGAAGUUCUACGCCUGCGGUACUGAAAUGGUGAUAACACGCACAGGAAGACGGAUGUUCCCGACGCUCGCGCUGUCGUUCCUAGGGAUGGAUCCUCGCAGGUACUACUCCGUUCAUGUCGACCUGACGCCCAUGGACGGAUACAGCUACACAUUCGCUAACAAUGCCUGGCAAGUAAGCGCCAUGGCGAGCGAGGUUAGCCAUCUGCCUUAUGUACAGUCCUACCGGGCCGAAGACACUGUGCACACGGGCUUGUAUUGGAUGAAGAACGGCGUGGACUUUAAGAAGAUUCGAUUGACGAACCGAAGAACUGGGUCUUUCAAAGAAGGCGAGCUUCAUUUAAGCCCUAACAGAAAGUACCAACCGAGAAUCCACAUAGUCGAAGAGACGGAGGAAGGAGUUAAAGUUUCUUGCUCAACUUACGUAUUCCCCGAGACAGCUUUUAUCGCAGUCACUACAUAUCAAAACGAAGAGCUGAUUCAACUUAAGAUCGAUCACAACCCGUUUGCCAAAGGCUUCCGCGACAAAGGGACAAGACGAAGAUUCACUCCAUACGAACAUAGAUCACACAGUCAUUACAGCUCAAGCGACAAUGCCUAAUAUGGGCAACAUUACCUUAUGAGGUGAUAUCUUGGAAAGCAGAAGUGCCAUUAAAAGGAAGGGUGAAUCCAUAUAUGGCGAAUGGCCAUACAAGACCUCGCUGAAAGGUCGCUAAGGCAGAGCAAAGCUUUGCGAGCGUCCUCCAUGACAGACGUUUACAUGAAACCCGGGAUGCGAAGGGAGAUCCAACAGAAAUACGUGGAACUAGAAUACACAUUAAACAUAUCAUACUAGCUCAUUCUGAGUUCCCUUCCCACAAUAAAACUUUUUAAAGAGCCUUUGUCAACCGCACCUUUGUUGCUGUUUUUAACAAACGUUGGAAGACAAAAUAUAAGAAGAAACCACCAUCAAAAAAUAACAUCGUAUGCUUUAUUUACCGAAUUCAGUCGAAAACACCGCAAUUAACCCAAAUCACAAGGUAAAUGGAUGUACUCUCGCACACAAGGAGGAAAUUUGUUAGGAUGAUGGCAAAUUGGCGGCUGGCAGAGUCUCUUUAAAGAGUGAGACACAUUUACGUAGUUACUUCAACAUGGAAGGAACAAUGUUAGUUACCAAAAAAAGAUAUCUAAAAAAAUUCCUAAGUUUUGGUCGUGAGACAUUAGUAUAAUUUGUACUUUAAAAGUCAAAAUCAUAAAAAAACGACAUCAACAUGAUCAUUAUUAUAUGAUUAUUA